This is a messenger RNA of Iphiclides podalirius (scarce swallowtail), 465 nucleotides long. The record is from the annotation of a GenBank genome assembly. NCBI's taxonomy places the organism in Eukaryota, Metazoa, Arthropoda, Insecta, Lepidoptera, Papilionidae.
AUGAGACGAUACUGGUCCGAUAGAGAUGACGCUAUAGUCAUUAAAAGCCAGCCCGGUGCUGCAGAGAGAGUCUAUGGAGAAAAGUUUCUCCCGGAACACUGUCACAUGGGGCGCGCGGGGCACUGUUUACCGCGGGGUGGUGGUGAAUGGAAGUGCCGUUUCGGCUGGGGUUGGCCGUGUACGAGGCGGUCGGGCCGCCGCGCGGCCGCCUGCGAUGCGUGGCCGGCUGAGGGCUCAUCUAACCCGGCGGACGCGGCCGGUGGGACUCCUGCCGCCCGCUGCACUGAUGCGCGCGCCGACGCCGCCGCCCGCUCGAUACGGCCGCGCCGCGCCCCACACACCCCACCGAGCCACCUGUACGCUCCGUCACAACACCGCUACGGGGGUUUUCUCAGCCGACGGGACGCGAGCUCGCGUGCAACACUAGUAAACACAUCGCGGAUGUUUGUCCACCCGAUUGAGCGC